UUUAAAAGGCGGACAACUCUGGUGUCACGCCGUUACAUUUCCGUCAAGCUAAGCACAUAUGAAGCAAAUGUGUUCAGGUUUAUUAUUAUUUUUUAUUUAUUUAAUUGUUUAAGGUUGUUUGUUGAAUUGUCUUGAUGGACUGUGUGGAGCAGAGUAACGCAGACGCAGAAGCGCCCUCUGUUAUCGACCGAUAUUUCACAAGGUGGUACAGAGCAGAUAUGAAGGGCAAAUCGUGUGAGGAUCAUUGCAUCUUACAACAUUCAAACAGGUUGUGCGUUGUGACCUUGGCAGAAACUCAUCCGAUACUUCAGGAUGGACGCGCAAUCAAAAGCAUCAAUUACCAGAUCAGUAAUGGCUGCAGUCGCUUGAAUAAUAAAGUGUCCGGGAAGUCCAAACGGGGGGCGCAGUUCCUUACAGAUUUUGCACCUUUGUGCAGGAUAAUGUGCUCAGAUGACACGGAGUACACAAUCUACAGUUGCAUAAGGGGGCGUCUUCUGGAGGUCAAUGAGAACAUUUUAGAAACUCCAAAUCUCUUGCUAGAAAAGCCGUCUACUGAAGGAUAUAUUGCCGUCAUCCUUCCAAAGUUUGAGGAAAGUAAGAGCAUAACUGAAAACCUCCUGACAAGAGAAGAGUUUGAGGCUGUCGUUUCCAAACGCAGUUCGCCACAACCCCCCUGACGGAUCGUUGAAGACUAACCUGAUCCGAGAGAGUUUCUCUGGUUUUCUCCUCUCACCGGUUCAAGACAAAGACUGAGAAAGUUGACUGACUGACUCUCCCGUAAGACACUUUUAUGCAACAGAAGCAAAGUGCCUUCAGUUUAUCAUGUUGACCAAUUUGUUUUUAUGUUGUUUGAGUAAUAUGAGGGAAAGCAACAAAGUCUUUUGUGAAAUGCUGCAGAUAAUUUGCAGGUGUUUUUUUUUUUUUUUGUUGUUCUACAUAAAAAUCAAACAAAUGUAUGAAAAAUAUUUUUUAUUUAUUUUCUCACCCUUUUAUCAGCCUUUCAACAACAGCAAAAAAUAGAUGGUCCAAAACUAGAUUUGUUUUUUUUGUUUUUUUAAUCUGUGGUGGCAUCAUAAUGUCCAGAAUAUCUAGUUGCUCUCAAAAGAUACAUAAUUUCCCUAAAGCCUACUAUAUAUUGCAGAUUUGAGUCAUUGUGUCCUGUUCUCACAGUACCAAAGUGAUUUUUACCUUCAGAUCCACAUCGACUGCUUUGAGUACCACACUAUAUAUUUAAACAUCUCAUAAACUAUAAUACAUAUUGGCCUGUUUGGCAGCUUCAAACUGAUAGUCUUCAUAACAAGUACACUUGAAGGUUCUGUUCGGUGCCCGUUCACAACUCUCAAAUCCGACGGAUGAUUUGGUUUCGCUUAACAUGCUUUAAAAUAAAAUCCUGACUCCUCAGCAGCAGAAAUGACCAACUCUAGCUUUUUCUCGUCACUCAAAGGAAAGAAUAUCUCUGCUAAUGUUUUUCAAUCGUUCGGCAUGACUCCUAUUUUUCUAUCAACAUGUCACAUGGGGAAUGUUCUAUAGUAAAUGCUAUGGCACAUA
This is a messenger RNA of Gambusia affinis (western mosquitofish), 1548 nucleotides long. RefSeq names its product actin binding transcription modulator (gene abitram). The record is from RefSeq and is a predicted model, not a curated record. Gene Ontology annotation, cellular component: dendrite; filopodium tip; lamellipodium. The transcript is spliced from 6 exons. Lineage: Eukaryota; Metazoa; Chordata; Actinopteri; Cyprinodontiformes; Poeciliidae. Gene Ontology annotation, biological process: regulation of filopodium assembly; dendrite morphogenesis; regulation of actin filament polymerization. The coding region runs from base 135 to 677 and encodes 180 amino acids. Gene Ontology annotation, molecular function: actin filament binding; actin monomer binding.